Scophthalmus maximus (turbot) is the source of this 4691-nucleotide messenger RNA. Its product is annotated as M-phase phosphoprotein 9. Lineage: Eukaryota; Metazoa; Chordata; Actinopteri; Pleuronectiformes; Scophthalmidae. The coding region runs from base 149 to 3970 and encodes 1273 amino acids. Gene Ontology annotation, cellular component: centriole. The transcript has 24 exons. The record is from RefSeq and is a predicted model, not a curated record.
GUUGCGGACAGUAAACGUUCAGCGGCCAGCGAUUUCUGCAGUGCUGUGGCCAACCAGCAACCAGCUAGCCUACCCACUCAGAGAAAAAUAUGGAUAACUUAACAGCACAAGUCAACGGCUGUCAGACUGACCCCCUCUGCAUGGGCCCAUGAACAUGUCCACAGAUGACAGUAUCUCUGAGGAUGUGUCCAGCUCAGGAGCUUUGAGCCACUGCCAUGUCAGUGCUGAGGGGGAUGCGGGGAAGGAGAGUGAGACCUCUCUGGUGUCAUCUGAGGGGACAUCAGCCUCGGGCCUGGCCGUCCCUGAGGACAGACACUUGGCCUCCCAAACAGCAGGAGGCACUGUGGAGAGCAGGCCAAUGGCCAUCACACCAGCAUGCAACAAGAUCAGGAGUCUGUGUCUGAGGACAGAGGAAGCAUUUGGACAAGGGAAGAACCUCCCCUUCAUCAACCCAAGCUCCCUCGAGACCCUUCGGGCUUUGGUCCAGGAGAUUCAGAGCAGUGGAGAGACAGACCCCGAGAUCUGGAAGGAUUGUGAGGGUCGAUGGCUGCAUCUGUUUCAGCUGGUUGAGAAGCAAUACCAAGAGCAAAUACUCGCUCAGCAGGAACAAUACCAGUGCCAAAUACAAUUAAUUCAGGAUGAAAUUAAGGCCCUGGUUCAGCUCCAGAACCGCCAGGCCAGUGUCCAUCCACACACAGAGUUCUCUCCAACUUCAGUGACCAAAACUACUACUGACACAAAGGAUUAUAUUUUCCCCUUCAUAUCCAGUGACUGCACAGUCCCCCAAAAUGUGCCCAGUGACAAUGACAGCCUGGUGGCCCCUGCCCAUACCCCUUUUAGCUCCUAUUCACCUCCACCCCACAGAUCAGAAACCACCAACCAGAGGGAGGAGCGCGCGACCACAGUGCUCAGUAGUGGCUACGGGACUCUGUCUGCCUGGGAAACGUGUCUGGAACACGCCGGGUCUCCAGGGGAUGAUGAGGAUGGUAGUCAAGCGAGGGAGAAGCACCACUGGUCGUCUAACUUCCAGGAAGCCACAGAGACAACUGUGAUUGGGUGCCAGCAGAAUUUUUCCGAUGCGAGGCCUCUUGGAGUGGAGGAACUUGACCCAUUGGUCUACCAGCAGAGAGCCUCUGGCACCAGCCAACCUUUGACCUCUUGGGCCCAGAGGCACAAACACAGGCCCAAGAAGAGCAAAGCGGGACAAGCUUCGUCCCAAAUACCUGAGUACCAGGAGCUGGCACGCGGCCCCAAAGAACCCCACAGACAAAAACCCCUUGACAGCGCAGACUCCCAGGACCAGCAUCGACCGGCUGGGCCAAGCACUUUUCCCCUGAGGAGGAGUGACAGCCUGAUGUCUGAGGCAUCAGGUCUCACCUAUUGGCGUCUGAAUGAGAGUGAACUGUAUUGCCCCUUACCCCACAACUUCGACAGCGAUGCUUUCCUCCUUCUGCAAGAGGCAUCCAUCAGUCUGACUCCCCCUCCAGAUCCUGGGCUGACCCUCAGAGAGAUCUAUAGGCACAAGCAAAGAACAGACUGUAAACGUUCAGACUGGGAAGGCUCUGAUAGGUCCAGUCCUUCAUCACCACAGGUGUUGACCUUGGACCCAGCAUUGAACAUGCGGCAGUCCGAUCGCACCUCUGGCUUUACUUCCCCCUCUCACUUCAGCAGCCCUUCGUUUGCCACUCGGCCUCACCUCAACCCCAGAGCCGGGACCCCUGUAACCCCCGACAGCAUGGUGGAGUGUAGUCCCAACCCUGGAGAUACAGACUGUAUCUCCGAUGCCUCCAGUGUUUCAUAUGCCGGGCCUUCCCCCUCCAAGGUGCAACGCUUGUGGGGAAACACUUCCCAGGCAGUCCUAUUUCCCUCCCAGGAUAAGACCCAGCCCUGCUUCCACGUAGCCAACCAGCAACGCAUGGCCAGUGCUCCUUUAGCCAGCGAGGAGGAGGGCAGUCACACCCACACCAGCACCCUGAAGCCUUGUUCAGCCUCUGGUGCUAAUCUGCGGCCUGCAGACAUGGAGAGAGCUUCAUCACUAGAGGACCCUGUUGUCCUUUCUUUACUACGGCAGAACCUGAGAGAGAAGCACGCGCGACAUGUGGCUGAUCUGAAAGCUUAUUACGAGUCUGAGAUCCAAAUCCUGAGAGACAAACUCAAACUCAGAGAUCUGCCCCGGGAUUUAGAGAAGAUCAACCAGGCUCUCACAGAGAGGUGUAAACAUCUAGCAGAAACUCUGGCUGAGGCCACCAGUCGUUUUCAAGAACUAGAAGCAACAAACGGCUCGCUGGAGAAAAAGCUGGCAGAAUGGCCAGAGCGGUAUGCCGUUGCGGUUGCUACUGUCAAAUCUUUGCAGCAGCGACUAGAAGAAAGUAAACGCUCGGGCAAAGAGAAGGAUGCCCUGGCAGCACGAUUGAAGACCCACAUAAGGCAGCUGAAGAAGGCGGUGCAGGAAGCCUACAGGGAGUCAGACGAGAAGGAGGCCAGGAGGGCAACGGAGUACAAUAUGCUGCAGGAGCUGAGCAGAAAGAAUGAUUUUCUGUUAAAGGAGCAUGAGGAAGUCAAGAACAACCUGCUGUUGUUACAGAACAAGCUUGAUGAUGCCAACCAUCAGAUAUCUGAACUGAGGAGAGAAAAAUCCAAACUGGAGUCCCAGGUGAAGCAGCUGGAGUAUGAGAACCAAACCAGGGCUCGUUAUGCUUCCCACAGUAAUGCACAACCCUCUGGGCCUGGUCUCUUCCACCGUCCUGACCUACUGCUGUCACCAAUUAAAAGCAACGUAGAGCCAGAUGUCCCCCGUAGAAAGUCACCUUGUCCUCUAUCCGACCAGCUGAACAGAGGCAGAAAGUCCCCGUUCUCUCAAAGUAACCAAUCAUGUGUCCACAAGAGGUCGUUGUAUACAUUAAAUGGUCAAUCAUCUGGACCCGGAAGAUCUGGUGACACGUCUUUAGCCGAUGGGAGCUGGAGGUGUGCAUCUCCCCCAGAGUGCGAACAGCCUCUGCCUCAGACCAGACACCUGGAGCAGAGCCAGUGGGAAACUGGUCGGAUACAGAACUCCUGUGCCCUGACGCCCAUGAUGAGGGCCCUGAUAGAGCUGGAGGAGACCAGAGCCACUGAGAGCCGGGCCCCUUGGGUCGGCAGUCAGAGAGCCACAGUGGGUUUUGUGGAGCAGCGACACAAAGAGUUGAUUCAGGAGGGAGUCGGGCGUCAGGCAGACAGAGACAUGGUGAAACCUGGUGGAGCUGAGCAAGGAGGAGCAGCAAAAAGUCAAAGUGGAGCGAAAAGGGCUGCAGCUCUGCUGAGGGCUCAGAGGAGUCUGUCUCCAGACGGCCACCGAUCCUCCUCACUGCCUCCUCCAGCACAGCGAACCACACCCACAGCUACACCCACAAAGAGAGAAACCUUACUCCUGCCCCGGUCUGCCAGGUCCAGCCCAAAACGCUGCCCCACUGAGAACUACUCCACUGCUUUUGGUCACAUGUUGCCAAGAGAGGAACUCCUGGUCAACAGAUUUAAUGGCCACGUUGACCAGAGACGUCAUUCAUUCCACAGCAGCAGUCCCAGGAGGAGACUCCAGUUUACAUCAACAGAAAGAAAAGAUGACCUUCGCCAGCCAGAUUCCUGCGGCAGUGUGAACCCACCUGAUGGAAACUCCCAGCUAGGCUGGAAGGAGCAAGGGGCCUGCGGUGGGUCCGACCUGCCGGACACCUGCAAGGACUCAGCCCUGCUUCUCCUGGAUAAACUCAGCUCGCUGGCUGAGGCCGAGAAACUGUUUGACGAGCUGACGCAGGAGAAGCUGCAGAUUGAGGCAGCUUUGAGCCGGAUGCCUGGAGCAGGCGGUAGAGUGACUCUACAGACCAGGUUAGAUGAGGUGGCCUUAGAGAAUCGUCUGGAGAGACUGAAUCGCGAGCUGGGAUCCAUCCGCAUGACUCUGAAGAGAUUCCAUGUCCUCCGCUCCUCUGCCAACAUAUAGACAUGUCUGUCUUUUUACACAACUGUGAUGCUACCACUUAGUAUCGUAGUUUUUAUUCAAAGCACUGAUUGUCCUUCAGUCUCUCCGUGCCAUAACCCCAUCUGUACAGUAACUCCUCUGAAUCAUUUUUAUAUGUAUGAAUUAUUACUCUGGGAUAUUUUUUAUAUGUUAGAAAGAUAUUGCAGUAUAUUUUUAGUAAUACACAGAUUUGUAAGGUUGUUUACUUUUUUAGUCACACAGUUUUAAUCGCCAUGUUUAGGUGUAGAUCUUUAAAUCGGCUAAGCCUCAGUGUAAAUGUAAGCGAUUUAAAAGACUUUCCUGUACAGAUAUUCAUCCACUUUGGAAAUAUCACUGAAUUUUUUUUGUUUUACUUUUGUCGUGGCAUAAAAAUGUAUAAUGUAUAAUAAUUUUUUUUAUGAAAUUAUGAAACUUGAGAUAAAUACUCCGUAAUAUUGUUAACUUGAAUCCAAUCGCCUUUCUUUUUUGUUCACUGUCUGUGACGGCUUGUUCCUUUUUUGCUUAAUGUUUAAAUUUGCUACAGAACUGGAUAAGCGCCACAUUUUCAGUAUCCACACUCGCACAUUUUCCCACUGUCAAAACCUCCGGCUUCUUGCACUACUGCGUUUCUUGCAGUACUUCUUUUUGCCAUGCAGUUGUCCGAAAAUGACAUGGACCUCACUGGAACCAUAAUGUUGUAGUGCACAAUAAAUGGACCUUUUUU